AUGGCCCCGUACCGGGACACCGGGAGCCCAGAGCACCUGUGGCCGCAGAGACGCUCGCACGCAGCGCUCGGAGUGCGCGGGGCCGGCUGCAGGCAGAUGGGGACGAGGUGUGCUCCCGGGAGGCCUCGGGCUGAAGGUGGCCCUCUGACAGAAGCGGCCCAGCUUGGCCAGGAAGACCCGCCUCUGCCCCCAUGCCUGGCCCUGCGCAGCUUGCGGCCCGGGGGCCUCGAAGGUCCCCGCGCACUCAGCCAGCGGCGUCUGCUGCGUCUGCUGCUGCUGCUGCUGCGUCUGCUGCUGCGGCCGGGAACCCGCGUCCAGACCACGCCGGGCACCUCCAGCACCCCAAGUCCGCGGGAGCGCACGCGGGCCCCGAGGCGGGACUUCCCGCUUGUGGACGGGGGGCUGCAGUGUGUGCGGGCUGGUGGGGGCCGCCACAACGACAUGCCCCUGGUCCUGAGGCAGUUUUACCACAAUGGGCUCCAGGAUGUUAAUCUGUGCAAUUUCAGCCAUGGCCAGACCAGCUUGGACAGGCUGAAAGACGGUCUCGUGGGUGCCCAGCUAGCUGCCCGGGGUGUGUGCAAGAACACUCGGAAUGUUCCUGAUGAUAUCCUGCAGCUUCUGAAGAACGGUGGCAUCGUGAUGGUGCCCUUGUCCGUGCGGGUGCUGCAGUGCAACCCGUUAGCCAACGUGCCUACUGUGGCAGAUCACUUCGACCACAUCAGGGCAGUCACUGGAUGCAAGUUCAUCGGGAUUGGCGGAGAUUAUGACGGGGCUGGCCGGUUCCCGCAGGGGCUGGAGGAUGUGUCCAUAUACCCGGUACUGAUAGAGGAGUUGAUGAGGCGUGGCUGGAGUGAGAAAGAGCUCUGGGGUGUGCUUCGAGGAAACGUGCGGCGGGUCUUCAGACAGGUGGAACAGGUACGGGAGGAGAACGAGGGACAGAGUCCCUUGGAGGAUGAGUUCCCAGAUGAGCAGCUGGACAGCUCUUGCCGCUCUGUCCUCCCACGUCUGCAUCAGAGAGAGGAUCGGGCUCCAGACCAGAAACUAACCAGAGCUGCGGAGCUCGCCGCUGCUGAGCUCUACAGAUCCCGCCCCUUCCACACAGUUCGCCAGUUCCGCGGCGAGCUCGUCUUUCUUGAUGUUCUUCCCUUAGGAGACGUGUACAACGCAGCAGGAUUCUCAACCCGUUCCCCGUGGUCACUUGUGCUAGACGGAGCUUUGCAGUGUUCUGUGCCGGCCGUGGGCCGCUGCUGGAACACUGUGUGA
Molecule: messenger RNA, 1263 nt
Organism: Balaenoptera acutorostrata (minke whale)
Lineage: Eukaryota; Metazoa; Chordata; Mammalia; Artiodactyla; Balaenopteridae
Product: dipeptidase 2-like
Exons: 9
Coding region: 1-1263 (420 amino acids)
Biological process (GO): proteolysis
Molecular function (GO): metallodipeptidase activity
Source: RefSeq, a predicted model, not a curated record